AUGAAGGCGAAGCAGAAGCUGAAGAAGAGCGCGAAGAAGGCAGCUCCUGCUGCUGCUGCUGCUGCUGCUGCUGCAGAUACCCCCCCUGCUGCUGCUGCAGCAGCAGCAACAGCAGCAGCAGCAGCAGAUGCAGCAGCAGCAGCAAAGCCAGGCAAGCGGCUAGACAAACGUUUUCUUGCUGCUUCGGAUCCACGCUUCAGCAUCAACAGCGCAGCAAGGAAGCAGCAGCAGCAGCAGAAGGCGCUGCAGCAGCAGCACAAGCAGCAGCAGCAGCAGCAGCAGCAGCAGCAGCAGAAUGGCAGCUCCUCCUCACAGCAUACGAAGCGUGAGGCGAAGCUAGAAGCAGCAAGGGAAGCAGAAGAGAGAGCAGCAGCAGCAGCAGAUGCAGCAGCAGCAGGCGCCAGAGGAACAGCAGCAGCAGCAGCAGCAGCAGCAGAAGCAGAAGCAGAAGCAGCAGCAGCAGCAGCAGCUGCAUGCACUGACCCCCGCUUCUCUCGCAUCUUCACAGACCCAGCCUUUCUUGUGGGGCGGGGGCUGCAGACAUCCUCAAUAGAUAAAUACGGCCGCAGCAGCAGCAGCAGCAGCAGCAGCAGCAGCAGCAGCAGCAGCAAGAAGAAGCAGAAAAAAAAGAAAGCUAUACAAACACCGAGAGACAGAGUUGCUGCUCGUAUAGCCAAGGAAGAGCUGCUGCAGCUGUAUGCACCAGCAAAUGAAGAUGCUGCUGCUGCUGCUGCUGCUGCUGCUACUACUACUACUGCCGAACACAGCAGCAGCAGCAGCAGCAGCAGCAGCAGCGAAGACAGCGACAGCGACAGCAGCAGCAGCAGCAGCAGCGAGGGGGAGGAAGAGAGCAGCGUAUGGGGGGCGCCAGAAGAUGUGCCUACGGACUGGGAAGCCGCCGAGCGGCCUCGGCGUAAGCGUUCAUCAGCAUCAGCAGCAGCAGCAGCAGCAGCAGCAGCAGCAGCAGCAGCGGGAGACGGCAGCAACAGCAGCAGCGAGGAGGAGCAGCAAGGCUCAGCUGAGCAGCAAAAGGCGCUGCAGGAAGUCUUACGAAAAUACCAAGUCGAACGCUCCAGCAGCAGCAGCAGCAGCAGCAGCAGCAGCGAAGACAGCGACAGCGACAGCGACAGCAGCAGCAGCAGCAGCGAGGGGGAGGAGGAGAGCAGCGUAUGGGGGGCGCCAGAAGAUGUGCCUACGGCGACGAGCGUGUCUUCUCGUUUGGCUCUGAUGGGUUUAGAUUGGGACUCUGUUACUGCUGCUGAUUUGCUGCUGCUGCUGCAGCAGUUCCUAGCAACCCACACCGGCAGCAGCAGCAGCAGCAGCAGCAGCAGCAGCAGCAGCAGCAGCAGCGAGAAGCCGCGCGUGCAUCGCGUGCAAAUUUAUGUUUCAGAUUUCGGCAAAGAAAGAAUCGAAAUAGAAAAAGUUAAAGGGCCCGCUGUUGACUGGGAAGCCGCCGAGCGGCCUCGGCGUAAGCGUUCAUCAGCAGCAGCAGCAGCAGCAGCAGCAGCAGCAGCAGCAGCAGCAGCAGCAGCAGGAGACGGCAGCAACAGCAGCAGCGAGGAGGAGCAGCAAGGCUCAGCUGAGCAGCAAAAGGCGCUGCAGGAAGUCUUACGAAAAUACCAAGUCGAACGCUCCAGGUACUACUACGCAAUAUGUGAGGCGGACUCAGCGGAGACAGCUCAGCUUCUCUACGACGAGUUGGAUGGCUGCGAGCUCGGGUUUGCGUUGAGCGGGCUGGAUGUGCGUGUGGUGCCCGAGGGUUUAGAGCUGCCGCAGGAGAAUUUAGUUAGUGAGGAGACAGCUGAGGGUUUGACAGCAGCAGCAGCAGCAGCAGCAGCAGAAAGACUAGCAGCAGCAGCAGCAACCAGCAGCAGCAGCAGCAGCAGCAGCAGCAGCAGCGCACUCAAACACUCCAAGCAGCAGCAGCAGCAGCAGCAGCAGCAGCAGCAGCAGCAGCAGCAGCAGCAGCAGCAGCAGAGACGCUGGAAAACGAUAACGGAGGAUAAUUUAGCAGACUACAGACAAGAGCUCCUAGGGGAUUUGGCGGAUCUAUCAGAUUCAGAAGAAGAGAACGCUGCAGCUGCAGGUAAACCCUAA
Eimeria mitis is the source of this 2097-nucleotide messenger RNA. RefSeq lists its product as uncharacterized. The coding region runs from base 1 to 2097 and encodes 698 amino acids. Lineage: Eukaryota; Apicomplexa; Conoidasida; Eucoccidiorida; Eimeriidae. The transcript has 9 exons. Gene Ontology annotation, molecular function: RNA binding. Gene Ontology annotation, biological process: rRNA processing. The record is from RefSeq and is a predicted model, not a curated record.